AUGCAGGUGGUGAAGGGAACUGUGGGGGCCUAUGUCUGUUCCUGGGGCAGGAGCUGGAGGGGAGAUGGGAGCAGACCCUUCAGCCCCAGUUUGGAACCACACGCCUGCGAGUGCCAUGACCAGGCCAGUAGGUCACUGCCUAGAGGGGAGACUGAGGACCUGGGCCCCAAGCUCAGGGGGGCAGAGCCACUGCCCCAGGCCAAAAUAUGGCAAGGCUGCUAUGGGUGCCUGGUGGAGGAGCCCCAGUGGGCUGGCUGGGUGGCCCAGCGGGAGCUGGGGGCAGCGCCCGCGGGAAAGGACGGAGCGCCUGUCACAGGGCAGAUCAAGGAUUACAAGGGGGUCUCUGAGAUGUUCGACGAGGAGGGCAAAGGGCGGGUGAAGACGGAUGAGCUGGAGCAGCUCAUGAGUUUCCUGGGCAUCAACUCCACCAAGAGUGAGUUGGCCUCCACGGCCAAGGACGUGGACAGAGUUAAGAAAGGGUUCUUCAACUGCAGCAACUUCCUGGCCCUGAUGGGGGUGUAUUGGGAGAAGGCCCAGAACCAGGGUGAGCUGAGGGCAGCCUUCCGCGUCUUUGACAAGGAGGCUAAGGGCUACAUUGACUGGGACAUGAUCAAGUACGUGCUUAUGAACGUAGGUGAGCCCCUCAAUGAGGUAGAGGCUGAGCAGAUGAUGAAGGAAGCCGACGAGAAUGGGGAUGGGACCCUCGACUACGAGGGUGAGCAGAGGAUGGGCCCCGGGACCCUGGAGGCUGAGUUCAUGGCAUGA
This is a messenger RNA of Odocoileus virginianus texanus, 765 nucleotides long. The record is from RefSeq and is a predicted model, not a curated record. Lineage: Eukaryota; Metazoa; Chordata; Mammalia; Artiodactyla; Cervidae.